Cherax quadricarinatus is the source of this 1521-nucleotide messenger RNA. The record is from RefSeq and is a predicted model, not a curated record. Lineage: Eukaryota; Metazoa; Arthropoda; Malacostraca; Decapoda; Parastacidae.
CAGAGACAGGCGUUCCUAGUGAUGCUGUAAGCGAGUGCCACUGUGACCUUGUAGGUUUAGCUCUUCUUUUUGAUUAUAAUAAUAAUGUAGUCGAGUGUUCCAGUGUCUUCUCCAUUAUUAUUAUUAUUAUUAUUUCAUUUACGUGAAGCGCUAAACCCGUGUAGGUUAGUUAACAUAGGAGAACAAAGGCUCGAAACUCAAGCUUCUAGUCGAGAAACUCAAAUCCCGGUAUCACAACGAAAGUUUUUUCCUUCUGUGACAGACGUUGGUGGAAGUAUUGAGGAAUCACAGUAGUCGACGAAGACGCUGGAGGUGUUCUAGAAAACUGCUGUAGUAAGAACAGCCUGCAAGAUCAUGGCUUCAAGCAGUGUCGUGAAAAUUAUCACUAUCUGGCUAGUUGGUUUCAGCCAUCUUGCCUCAGGCCAGGACAAUGAUAAUAAAGGAUGUAUCACAGAGAACCUUUCAGAUGUUGGGAAGACAAUACGCAUCACUAACAACAACAACCAGAGUUGGGUCAAGCCUCUGACAACACCUGCACUCCUAGACGUGGCAUAUAUUACUCCACAAGGAACAUAUAAUAUUAUGUGUACAGUUAACUUUAACAUCCCAGACGUCUGGCACAACUUGAUUAUAACUCGCUCAGUUGAUGAUAAAAACUUCACAAAUAUCACCGUGUUGGUCCCGGAGCUGGGUAACAACUGUAGCAAAAAGUUCGCUAUAUUCCACCCAACACUUUACCUCAGGAGUCACAACAACACUGUACAGUGGACCAACUGCACGACUGAUAACACCACAGGAUGUAUCACAGAGAACCUUUCAGAAGUUGUGAAGACAAUACACAUCACUAACAACAACAACAGCCACCACCAGAGUUGGGUCAAGCCUCUGACAACACCUGCACUCCUAAACGUGACAUAUUUUACUCCACAAAGAACAUAUAAUAUUAUGUGUACAGUUAACUUUAACAUCUCAGACGUCUGGCACAACUUUAUUAUAACUCUCUCAGUUGAUGAUAAAAACUUCCCCAUUAUCACCGUGUUGGUCCCGGAGCUGGGUUUCAACUGUAGCAAAAAGUUCACUCAAUUCAUCCCACCACUUUACCUCAGGAGCUACAACAACACUGUACAGUGGAUCAGCUGCACGACUGAUAACACCACAGUGGUUCCCAUAGUCCUAACACCACCAUUAGUGGUUACAAAUGUCUCGACGCCACCAUCAGCAUCAACAUGUCCACCAAAAUCAACUCACCAUCCUUUAUUCCUGGCUAGUGUUGUACUGUUCUUCAUAUUAGUUGUGGUCGUCUGGUUUUACGUCUUCAUCACCUGGCGUAUCCACAACCAGCUGUUACCAGAGAGAGGCAGUAAUGCAGGUCAAGAAGAAGAGCUUAGAACUUACGAGGAGUGGAAUGAAAACUGGCAGGUGCAAUCACAGCUGUGAAAACAAUAUGCAUGGUACAGGAGUCAAUGUGACAAUGAUUGACUGGCUUGAGUUACUCAUGUUAAAUUUCCCUACUAAAGAAAA